Messenger RNA from Porites lobata, 5656 nucleotides. Lineage: Eukaryota; Metazoa; Cnidaria; Anthozoa; Scleractinia; Poritidae. The record is from the annotation of a GenBank genome assembly.
AUGAAAUUAGUAGAUGAGUCACCACACAAUGUUCCCGGAAGAGUCCCUUGUGUUUUGAUUCUCAUUCUCAUAAGUGACCCCCUCCCUCCCUCCCUCCUAUUAAUGCGACCACUGAGGCUGUUUCAUGUUUCUUUAGCUAGUCCCUACAGGAGCCUGGACUGAACCCAGAAUUUAAGUAAACCCAGCUAUAUGUAUUUAUAUAACCUUGUUGAUUAGUGCAUCCUGUUUCUUUGAUUUUAGAGGAAAGGCGCAGAGAACGCAAGUUCUAUAAAGAUAGGCAGAUACCAUAUCCAGUCCCCAGAGGUUUUUCCGCUUAUUUUAAGAAAUGAUAAUAUUAUUAUCUAUUAUUGUCAGUGCUUAAAAUAAUAGUAUUAAAAUCUCUUUUGUUUCUUUUUGGUCUGACCCUGCUCCAACUACAUGCAUUUCAAUUUAAUUGCUAUAAUGUGAGGUCAAGAAAAUGUUUCAUAAAUUGCAAUUUAAAUUUGUUGUUUUUGCUCUUUACAUGUACAUCACUAUCCAUACAGUCAUUUUUUAGAUUAUUUCUAUGGCUCUCGUGUCCAUCGCAUGUAACGCAGAACGGAAUUAUGUAACAAACAGAAGGUGGUGUCAAGAAAUAAAACUUAUUAUUGAUAGUUCUGUUUUUUAUUGUUUGUUUGUCUUUUUUCUGUUGUAGCUUGUCAGGCUUUAUCUGUACCAGGACCAUCAAAUGCCGUCAAGAAACAAACAGCAUCAUUACCCAAAAAAAUAAGCAAACCAAAAGUAACAAAAAACUAUCAUAGAACAGAUGAACAAAUCUCUCUCCAACUUGAGACUUUUUAGGUUAGUGAAAUAAUUGAUGAAUUAAUUUGUGAUUAAACCCUGCCUUUUAAUAGUUGUGAGAUGGAGGCUGUGUGGCAGAGUGGUUAACACCUCAAACUCUGGAUCUGGAGGUCUGGGGUUCAAGCCUCACCUGUCCCCUUGUUUCCUUAGACAAGGAACUCUACUCCACUUUGUCUCUCUUCACCCAGGUGGUUAAAUGGGUACCAGCAGCAUACUGCUGGGGGGAAGGGGGGGGUUUCCCUGUGAUGGACUAGCAUCCCAUCCAGGGGGGAGUAGCAAUACUCUGAGGCAUGCAUCAUUCUAAGGAAACCAGAUUAAGCUCCUGCUGUUUGGGCCUUUGGCUCGUGUGCGCCUUUUACCUUACUUUUUUACCUUAGUUGCGAGAUGAAGUGAUACACCUGUAUAGAUUAUUUAACUAGGCUUAAGAGAGCAUGAAACUGUCUGUAAGAUAACAUUGUUUCCAUAAAUGAAUACCUGGAAAAGAUGUAACAAAAUUAAUAAUGUACACCAAAAGCCACUGCAAGAUGUUCACUUCUUUUUUUGACCAAAUAGAAUGUUAUCAGACAGUGUACAGGGCUGUGCUCUAGCAGAGCCCGGUGACCCCUGGCGCCUAACUUUUGCCCUCGGGAAACUAGAAAAUCUCAGAUUUUUCAUACAAAUCAUAUGCUGGGCACCCUAGAUUUUACAGUUUCAGAGGACUGGGCUCCCUUCCAUUUUCCUUGAAGCACAGCCUUGGUGUAAUAGCAAGUUCGCCCAGGGGUGGUUUUUAUUAUAAACUGGGUUCUGCUGUAUACGUGUAUUAUGUACUAAAUUGAGUUCAAGGUAAGUACUGUGAGUUACAGACCAAGUUUUUUUGCCAUCGAUUUAUGGCCGCUUUGUAAAGUGGAUUGGCCAUAAAUCAAUGGGGAAAAUGAGGAUCUGUAACGUUAAGUAUGGACUGAGAUUAUGAGGCAGAGGUUAAUUGGCAUGUGGGAAAGGGAACAUGUUAGGGCAGUAUACUGAAAUAUGGCCAGCAACAUUCACCAAUCACAGUGCAUGUACUUACUAGGAGAUAUUAUAUGCGUAAGAAACAUCUACUGAUAAAUUAACUGGUGUUUAACUCCAGCCCUCCUGUCUGAAUACAUCACCCAAAGAGCUGAUAUCAUGUGUGUUAAGAAGAAUAAAAUAAAAUAGGUUUCAAUUAGAUUAUUGCAUUAUACAGUAUAGCUUACAUGCCAGAUGUAAAUUGUCCAUGUAAUUAGCACUGUUUUGUGGACUUUUUUCUGGAAGUAUCUAGCCAGCUCUGCCAGUGCGCACUCGGGUGGCAUUGCUUGCUUGUAGGCUCAAAAAUAGCGCUAUAUAAAUCAAGUGUAGUGUAAUGUAAUGUAUAAAAUAUAUAACUAGAUAUUACUAUUACUAACUAUACCUAACUUCAUUUCUGUGUGGCUGGAUGAUAAUGUUAUUGUUUAAUUGUUAAAAUUGCAGAGAUGGAAGUGGUGGCCCAGCAAAAAUACAGGUAAAUGUUAACGUUGUUUCUUUUUUAGUUUUGAAAUAGGUCAAUGAGAAGCCAUUGGAGUCUCAUAAAGUCACUUGUAUGCAAUAUUGAACAAAUCAGUAUUGACGAAAGUUGAAAUAAAAGCCCAAUUGAUGCACUCUGGCUGCACUUAUUUGCACCAUAAAUGUAUAUGUGUUGUUGUUAGUUGUUGUUUUUGAAUGGCUCGCUACUCUCAAAAGGGCAAGGAGGGGGGUUUAGAACUUAAAGAAUGUUAUCAAAAGGGAAAAACGUAUGCAGCGUUUAGGGAAUAAAUGGGAGUGAACGUUUUAUUUAUUGGUUGAUUGACUGAUUGAUUGAUUGAUUGAUUGAUUGGUUGAUUGAUUGACUGACUGAUUGAUUGAUUGACUGAUUGAUUGAUUGAUUGAUUGGUUGAUUGACUGACUGAUUGAUUGACUGAUUGACUGGUUGAUUGAUUGAUUGAUUGAUUAAUUGAUUGAUUGAUUGCAGCCACUUCAGAAGAAAUACAUGAGACUCUCUACUCAAGUCACCAUUGGCUUAAUACAAAGAUUUUUGGACUCUAAACUACACUUGGAAUCUGCGAACAUGGUAAAAAUAUUGCAGUUUAGUUUGUCUCUUUUAAACCUAAAUCGCUGCUCGUAAGACGCUUUGCGCCAAAAGUGAAACGCGCCUACCUGAAGUCGAAACACGCUUAUCAUAUCACUUCAUUUACACCCGUAUUCCAGACUUUUUCUUUUUACCAGUGCUCGCAUUCAUGGCCAACGCAAAAUACAGCUGUUUUGCUGUAUACAUAUGUGGCCAGAAAUGGUGAUGGUGGAAAAAACAAAACAAAACAAAACAAACAGUCACAUUAUUAGAGACCCAAGAGAUAGAUAAUGAAGCCAGGGAAAAUUUCUAAAAGCAGAGGGUAAGAAAUGGGUGCCGUUGAGUUUUUUCCCUUUUGGGACUGUUCUUCGCCUUACUACAAAUUCGUGCUUGGCUCUAUGAGGAUGACAAAACGCAUGAUUUUUACGCUGUGUAUAGAUUGCAACUGGCAGUCCGCCUUUGAAUCCGUCGAGUUCUCUUCCGUGGGCAUACGCCCUCGUUUAUCGCGGCUUGCGUCUGCGUCGCCUGCCGCUCGCGUGCCACGGUUUAGCGUGGAUUAACUGAAAAGUGAAAUAAGAUACUACGCGCACAGUUUACUCUGUCCAGUAUUUAGACGCCAAAUUUAUUUGGUCGACGAGUCUUCUGAUCGGAUAGUGUAGAUAUUAGUUGUCCUUGAUCACAAGUUCGUUAUACAACUGAUUGAUUCGCUUGAAAAGUAUAUACCAUGAACGAUGGGACCUAUUGGAUUUAUUGGUAGAAUUUUAUCACCGUUGCAAAUUUAGAGUUCUUUCCAGAAAAGUAUACAUGCAUGAUUAUCGAUGCUUUUCGCGACGGGAAGCUCGCAUCUUCACCUUUGGCGGGCACUUCAGUGAGAUGUCUAUGGUUAAAGAGGGUAGCCAUAUUGCUAACCCACUCUUGACCCAAAAGCGUUCUUGGAAGACAUAAAAAGACCACGGCAUGCUAUAAAAAAAUUACCCUAGGCAUUUGCAUCUGCACCAGCUGCUCGUGACAAUGAACCCUCUGUUGAAAGAAGUUUGAAUUCACUUUGCUCUAGAAGUAUACCCUUAUCGUUGAUGGUUUAUACUUUUUAAGCGACAGUUUUUCAAUGAGGUAUAUUCAAUGUAAUUCACACGCUUGCUAAUGACAUGUCUCCUGUUAGGUUGGUAUCCUGUUUGAAAAGACGGAAAUGGGGAAAGAUUUAACGCUAAAAUACAUCAUCGAAAAUCUCUAGACCCAAGAGGUAUGGUUAUUAUUUUUUUUUAACUAAGGGCUUGUUUACAUGGAGGUGGGGGACCCCAGGUAGGUGAGGUAACAUGUGGCAGGUUACCUCACCUACCUGCGGUCCCCACUCCAUGUAAACAGGUCCUUAAUUUUUGCUGACUAUUAAGGUAACGUUACACGGGACAAUUGGCAACGACGAUUUUUAGCGCAAUACAUUGUUGCGAUAUUGUUUUGAAUGGUUGCAGCAUUGUUUCAACAUUGCCACGCUUUGUUGCGCUAAAAGUCGUCGUUGCGUAUUGUCCCGUUACCUCUAGUCUUCUAUGCUGCCCUUUAUGAGGGACUUAAAGAUCCGACGACGGUGAAAACGCCGCAGAAAAACUGAAUUCCCGUUUUUUUAAUCUUCAUCGCGAUCAUUCCAAUCUACUUACUUUCCCCUGAAAUUGAAUUCUUAAGAACCAUAUCCAAGUUCAGAAAGAGUAGGAAAAUCUCCUCUUCGCUUGUUUACGCCCUCCAUAUAACGUGAAGUUAGGCAUUUUCACGUGCAGUGAAGACGGCAAAGAAAUUGCCCUGGAUGCCCUAGAAUUUUUUCAUCCUAGGUCAUUUCGAGGGCGGACUUCUGGAGCCAGGAUCCAAAACGAAGUGUUCUUUACAUGCAAAGUUGUUGUUUUGCUUAUUAAAGGAGCUAUGUCACGAGGAUAUUGUUGUUUAAGGUCCAUUUCUCGCUGAAGUCAUAACUUAGUGCCUUCACCCAAACACAAAAUGCUCCCGUAGAAUCAGUUAUGAAGAAGAUGUCAAACAAAUUUGACCAGGGAGCACCAACCAUAAUAAUUAAUUGUUUUGUGAUUUUUACAGGCAUAGCAUUAAAACUCGAAAAAGUUGGCCUAACUUUUUUAAGUUUCAUUCCAUGUGUUCAUCCUUGCCAUUGCAUCCUUAGCAACAGACGAUGGGAAAUAGUUUCAGUGCCUGAAUAAAGUCAUAAAUAACAAAACUGGACCUUUAUUUUUGCGAAGACAUAGUCCCUUUUAACCUGAUGCUUUUUUGAGGUUCUCGUUGCCUUCGUCGUCGUUGCAGGACCUCAAGGUCUAUUAAGUCAUGCAAUGCAACUCCCUACAGGAGAAAGAAGCUGCCUUGUACCCAGUCGUCUCUCUCUUGAUGAAAAUUUGCGCGCAAAGGAAGGCGGGAAGCAACCUCGUUCCCAGGGUUCUCUCCUACCUGUCCCUCUCUCGCUCCGUAGGGACGGGUAGGACAGAACCCUGGGAACGAGGUUGGGUCGGAAGGAGAAAACGCGCGAGAUUUCGCCUCUCUUCUUUCUUCUGUUCCUUUGCCCUUUGUCACCAGUCACUCGCGUGUCACUCGCGUUUCGCGCUUGCGUCUCCUCGAAAAACGAGGCGCCUUAGGAGAGGCAGAGAAAGAAGUGUUCCGAGCCUUUUUUACUCGCACUCACAACAUUUUUUUCCAUUUCAGGAAAAUUCUUCUGGACUACUGAUUCCACAUUACAGAGCAGUGGAUGUAAAAACCUGACUCAUCGGGCAGUGCAUG